AUGGCCAAGCUCAUUCUUGCUACAGGUUUGGCCAUUGUGCUGAAUGCUCUGUUGGGUUCUGCCUACCAGCUCAUGUGCUAUUAUACCAGGGAGGCCAAGAACCGGGAUUACCCUGCGAAAUUCAAACCUGAUGAUAUAGACCCCUGCCUGUGUACUCACGUCAUCUAUGCCUAUGCUACGAUGCGGAACAAUGAGAUCACUCCGAUAAGCAUGGAGGACUUGAGUGACUAUGAUGCCAUAAACAAUCUGAAAACCAGGAACACGGACCUGAAAACUCUUCUGGCCAUUGGAGGCAAGAAGUUCCCGCCUAGUGGGUUCAGUAUCAUGGUGUCUACUUCUGAGAACCGUCACACUUUCAUUACGUCAGUCAUGACAUUCCUGCGCAAUCACAAUUUUGAUGGGCUGAACCUGGACUGGCAGUACCCUGGGUCUGGUAGAAGCCCAUCUAAGGACAUGUAUCUCUUUACUCUCCUGGUGAAGGAAAUGCAUGAAGCGUUUCAGAAUGAAACUUUAGAUGAACACGAGACCAGGCUGUUACUCACUUCCACAGGUGCUGGUAUCACCUCCAUCAUUAAGUCUGGCUAUAACAUCCCUGAACUGUCACAGUCCCUUGAUUACAUUCAGGUCAUGACAUAUGAUCUCCAUAGCUACAAUGAUGGCUAUACAGGAGAAAAUAGUCCCCUCUUCAAAGGUCCACAUGAGAGUGGCUGCCUUAAUGUGGACUGUAUCAUGACCUACUGGAAGGACCAUGGGGCUGAUCCCAACAAGCUCCUUGUUGGAUUCCCCACAUACGGACAAACCUUCACCCUGAGUGACCCCUCUGAGCAUGGAAUUCAUGCCCAUACCAUUAGUGCUGGACAACCAGGGAAGUACACAAAUGAAGCAGGACUAUGGAGCUACUAUGAGAUUUGCAACUUCCUGAAAAAUGGAGCCACUGAGAUAUGGAAUGCCCUGCAGGAAGUACCCUAUGCUUUUAAGGACACAGAAUGGGUUGGUUAUGAUAAUGUCCAGAGCUUCCAGAUGAAGGCUCAGUGGCUCAAGAACAACAACUUAGGUGGUGCCACUAUCUGGCCCCUGGACAUGGAUGAUGUCACUGAUUCUGUAUGUAAACAGGGAAAGUUCCCUCUGACCCGUACCUUAAAGAAAGCUCUCAAUAUCCAGAUUCCUAGUUGUAAGGCAUCUUAUCGUGAGGAGCUUUAG
This is a messenger RNA of Peromyscus maniculatus bairdii (prairie deer mouse), 1200 nucleotides long. Its product is annotated as chitinase-like protein 4. Gene Ontology annotation, molecular function: chitin binding. Lineage: Eukaryota; Metazoa; Chordata; Mammalia; Rodentia; Cricetidae. The record is from RefSeq and is a predicted model, not a curated record. Gene Ontology annotation, cellular component: extracellular region. Gene Ontology annotation, biological process: chitin catabolic process; carbohydrate metabolic process.